Messenger RNA from Brugia malayi, 3255 nucleotides. Its product is annotated as DNA polymerase delta catalytic subunit, putative. The coding region runs from base 1 to 3255 and encodes 1084 amino acids. Gene Ontology annotation, molecular function: nucleotide binding; DNA binding; DNA-directed DNA polymerase activity. Lineage: Eukaryota; Metazoa; Nematoda; Chromadorea; Rhabditida; Onchocercidae. Gene Ontology annotation, biological process: nucleotide-excision repair, DNA gap filling; DNA replication proofreading; base-excision repair, gap-filling. The transcript is spliced from 23 exons. Gene Ontology annotation, cellular component: delta DNA polymerase complex. The record is from RefSeq and is a predicted model, not a curated record.
AUGACAUCGCCAGUAGGUAAACGUACAGCACGACCAACACCAUCAUUUGCAAAAGCAAAACGAAGCAGACCUACUGAGAAUGAACCAUCAGUUUUCGUAACACAGCUGGCAUCACUAGCACCGUCGGAUGAUGGUUCGGUAAGAACUACGGUUAACCAAUUUGAAACGAAUUAUAUUUGGGCUCGUCCACCGAUUCCUGAUGAAUUAUAUAUGAGACCGGAAAUCGAUUUUCAAGUUGUCGAUGUUGAUUAUUAUAUGAAUAUUGAAAAUAAUAUUGUCAUUCGUUUAUUCGGAGCUACUGCUAAUCAAAAUUCAAUUUGCGUGCAAGUUCAUGGAUUCCUUCCUUAUUUCUAUGUCUUAUUGGAAAGUCGGUUUGAUGAAGAGCACAUAGAGUAUGCGAAGAAAUACCUGAACGAUAUUGUUAAGGCGCAAGUUCCGGCAAACAUUGGUAUUCCGAAGAACGUUGAGAAUUUAGUCGUUGAUCUCGAUAUUGUACAUGGUGCCAAUGUUUAUGAGUACAAAAAGGAUCUAAAUCAGAAGUUUCUGAAAGUAUAUGUUUGUUCGCCGAAGCUGCUUAAUCUCUGUCGACGAGUGUUUACUAAUGGAGUGAACUUGAUAAAAGGAGGGCAAAUGGAGUCAUUAUCAUGUUUUGAAACAAAUAUUGAUUUCGAAAUUAGAUUUAUGACAGAUCAUAAUUUGGUUGGCUGCGCCUGGGUUACGUUGCCAUCGGAAAAAUAUCUAAUUGUUGAAGGAAAAGAUAUGAUCAGUCGUUGUCAGUUUGAGUGCUCUAUAAACAAUACAGAUCUCGUCAUUCAUUCUCCUGAAUCAUCUCCAAGAUGGUCGUCAAUAGCACCAUUGCGUAUUUUAUCAUUUGAUAUUGAAUGUACGAAUCGACAAGGAAUAUUUCCGGAAGCUCACACGGAUGCUGUUAUACAAAUAGCUAAUAUGGUCAAAAUUGAAGGCGAGAAUGAGCCAUUCAUUCGGAACUGUUUUGUGAUUGGUGAAACUGCUCCAGUCAUUGGCAGUGAAAUUAUUGUUUCUAAAUCAGAAGAGGAAUUGCUUAAUAAAUGGGCAGAAUUUGUGCGUACUGUUGAUCCAGAUCUCAUUACCGGUUAUAAUAUUCAGAAUUUUGAUUUUCCAUAUAUUGUAGAACGCGCUCGAGCACUAAAGAUUGAAAGUCGAGCAACAAUGCUAGGUCGUAUUCCAAAUUCACUUUCAAAAGUGCGAGAAAUGCCUUUAUCAAGUAAACAAAUGGGUAAUAGAACGAAUAAAAUAACAAAUGUUGAAGGACGGGUUGUUUUUGAUGUCAUUCAAGUUGUUUUGCGAGAUUACAAGUUACGAAGUUAUUCACUGAACAGUGUCAGCUACCACUUUUUAUGUGAGCAGAAGGAAGAUGUCGAUUACUCAAUGAUUGCAGACUUGCAGAAUGGAAAUGCUUUUACACGCCGUCGACUAGCUAUUUAUUGUAUGAAAGACGCAUAUUUGCCGCUAAAGUUGCUUCAAAAAUUGAUGUCCAUCAUUAAUUACAUUGAAAUGGCACGCGUUACUGGUGUUCCUCUCGAUUAUCUACUUUCUAGGGGUCAACAGGUCAAAGUCAUGUCACAGAUCUUGCGAAAAGCAAAAUCGCUGCAUUUCUUUUUACCAGUUAUUGAUAUCGUACAAGCUGACGAUACCUACGAAGGUGCAACAGUAAUCGAUCCUAUUCGGGGUUUCUACAACACUCCAAUUGCAACUCUUGAUUUUGCAUCUCUUUAUCCGUCCAUUAUGAUUGCCCAUAAUUUGUGCUAUACUACACUAAUUCGGGGUUCUAAUGCAUCCCAUAAUCUAUCUGACUCUGAUGUCGAAGUGACUCCAUCAAAUAAUCGCUUCGUGAAGUCAAACAUUCGUCGUGGUUUGCUACCUCAAGUUCUGGAAGAUUUGUUGAAUGCCAGAAAACAAGCAAAGAAUGAUCUGAAGAAUGAGCAGGAUCCAUUUCGACGUAUGGUAUUAAACGGUAGACAACUUGCUCUGAAAAUAUCCGCUAACUCAGUUUAUGGUUUUACGGGUGCUUCGGUUGGGAAGUUACCGUGUUUAGAGAUCUCGCAAUCGGUAACAGCGUAUGGUCGUCAAAUGAUUGAUUUAACGAAAAGUGCAGUUGAGCAGAUAUACAAAGAGGGUUACCUGGAUGGCAAAUGUCCAUGUGAUGCUCAGGUUAUUUAUGGUGAUACCGACUCAGUGAUGGUGAAAUUUGGUGUUAAAGACGUCAAAGCAGCGAUGGAACUUGGUUUGCAUGCUGCUACAGAAGUUAGCAAGAAGUUCAUACCUCCAAUUAAGUUAGAGUUUGAAAAGGUUUACUCACCCUUUCUGUUGAUAAAUAAGAAACGCUAUGCUGGUUUAUAUUUUACAAGACCUGAAAAGCAUGACAAAAUUGAUUGCAAAGGAUUAGAAACAGUUCGGCGUGAUAAUUGCCCACUGGUGUCAAAAGUUUUGAGUACAUGUUUAGAAAAAAUGUUGUUGGAAGGUGAUGCUACAAGUGCUCUGGAACAUGCUAAAAAGGUAAUAUCAGAUCUUCUUUGCAAUCGUAUUGAUAUCUCAGAACUCAUAAUCACCAAAGAAUUAACUCGAUCAAGUAAUGCUUAUGCUGCGAAACAAGCGCACGUAGUUUUAGCAGAGAGGAUGCGAGAGCGCGAUUCCGGAUCAGCACCGCGCUUGGGUGACCGCGUACCUUAUGUUAUUGUUGCCAAAGGCCAGAAAGUCCCAGCUUAUGAAAAAGCAGAGGAUCCUAUAUAUGUAUUACAAAAUAAUAUCCCUAUUGAUACAGCCUAUUAUUUGGAAAAUCAAUUGGCCAAACCACUGGCGCGAAUUUUUGAACCUAUCUUGGGUGAUAAAGCUGAAUCAAUUUUAACAACUGGUGUACAUACGCUGGUUAGAACAGUGGUGCAGUCCAAGAAAUCUGGACUGUCACAGUUUUUCCAGAAAACUGAGCGAUGCCUUUCAUGCAAGAGUAGUUUACCAAACGGUGUUAGUGAUGCUACAUGCGCACAUUGCAAACCAAAUGAAGGAAAGGUUUUCAUUACCCAUUUAGCUCUAAUGAAUGCUAUAGAAAACCGUUUUGCACGAUUAUGGACCGAAUGUCAGAAUUGUUCUGGGACAAUGAACGAGGAAGUGCUUUGCUCUGCAAGAGAUUGUCCAAUCUUUUAUAUGCGAGAAAAAGUACGGUAUGAUCUUGCAGAACAGAUGAAAUCUCUUCAGCGAUUUUACCUUUCAACUUGGUGA